AUGCUUGCCUCGAUCAUCAUCACCGCCCUCAUCGGCAGCUCCCUCGUCGCUGCUGCCCCUGCCCCUGCUGAUGUAUCAGCCCGUCAAGUCACUAUCUGCUCUGGCACAUACAACAAUGCCCAAUGCUGCGCUACCGAUGUCCUCGGUCUUGCCGACUUGAACUGCGCAAACCCCCCAACCGUCCCUGUCAACCAAACCGACUUCAUCAACAUCUGCUCUGCUGAGGGCCAGCAGGCUCGUUGCUGCGCAUUGCCUGUCCUUGGCCAAGCUCUUCUUUGCGGCUCGCCUCUGUAA
Aureobasidium melanogenum CBS 110374 is the source of this 294-nucleotide messenger RNA. RefSeq lists its product as uncharacterized. Lineage: Eukaryota; Fungi; Ascomycota; Dothideomycetes; Dothideales; Saccotheciaceae. Gene Ontology annotation, cellular component: extracellular region. The record is from RefSeq and is a predicted model, not a curated record. The coding region runs from base 1 to 294 and encodes 97 amino acids. The transcript has 3 exons.